AUGUUCAAAAGGGCUCUUUUACUACGGGACAAGAUCAUACCUAUACUAUCGCGGAGAUUUUUUUCCGCUCCUCACUUGUCUAGUAAACCAAAUGACGGAAAUUUUGAAUUUGACUUUCUUUUGGAAGAAAAUCGGUCGAGUAAGGAUAUUGUUAAGAAAUAUAUAUCCCCUGAACAAGUCAAGAAGCUUGAUGAGUCGGAAAAGUUUGUUGAUAGAUCUCCCUUUAGAAACCCGGAUGGUUCUUUUAUUAAGGGGCAAAAUGCAGCUGAGGCUAGGUUAGACGAGAGUACGCUUGCUGGACGAGCCGAUCAUUCAAUUACAGUUUUGCCAAAUCGAAUAGCAAAGACUAUUCAAAACAAUAUUUUGAUUUCAACUGUUCCGUCGAAAUUGAGAGAAAAAGUUGUUGAUAUUUAUAAAAACUUGCAAAAGAGCCAUAUGGAACAAAUCCCACUGACUAGUUUGGAGUGUAAUGCACAUAUUGCAGCCUUGUUUCUACAAGAUUAUAGUCAUAUGAGACAAGUCAUAAUGGAGUUGCAAAAGAGAGUUGGGGAAUCAAAUUUCAAGCCGCAGCGAGUUUUGGAUAUAGGUUUUGGUCCAGCUACGGGGAUGGUUGCGUUGAAUGAAGUAAUGGGUGACGAAUGGGUUCCAAAGGAGAAAAGCGCAUAUAUUGUGGGGAGAAAAAAUAAUGAGAUGAAAAAGAGAGCUAAGAUUUUGUUGUCGAGACAGUUGAACGAAAACUUUCUGGAUGGUGAGACUUUAGAGGAGAGCACUGAGAAGGAGGAGGACUCUAAAUCUCGCCAGGAGCUGGCUGUGGAAGAAGGGGACUCGUUUGUUGGUUUAAUAGAUUCCAAAAGGAUAAACAUAAGAACAAAGUUGAGAGAUACUAUACCUGUGACCAAAAAGUACGAUCUUAUAAUGGUGCAUCACUCUUUACUAUUCAAGGAGUAUAAUUUCCAAAAAGAUAUUGAUGCCAAUUUGAGGAUGGUGUUGAGAUUGCUUGCUCCUGGUGGACAUUUAAUAUUAGUUGAGCGAGGUAACGCCGUUGGGUUUGAAACAAUUGCAAGGGCAAGACAAUUCAUGAUUCGUCCAGAAAGAUUUCCUCUAGAAUUGGGUAAAAUUCCACGUCCUUAUAUCAAAGGAUCUUUUGGUAAACCACAACGUUUAAAGAAAGAAAAUGCCAUCAUUAGCGACGAGGAUAUUGAAUUUGAAAAAGAAAUGUUGGCGAAAUUGGAUGCUGAAGAGGCCCAAGAAUUGGGUAAAGAAUUGGAAAAUGAACUAGAUGAGAAAUUUGGCAAGAUAAAUGAAGAAGAACUCAAGUUUGAAGAAGAAAAUGAUGAGUCAAAUUUUGUAGCUUUUGAUAAUAACACGCCCGUUGAGGAGAUGUUGUACGAUAAAGUUGAUUACCACAUAAGUAUCCUAGCACCAUGUCCGCACCAUAGGAAAUGCCCCUUACAAUUAGGAGAUCCCAAAUAUUACAAAAUUCCAUCUCACAAACAUAGGCUUAAAUUCUGCUCUUUUUCGAAAAUUGUGGAAAGACCAGAGUAUACAAGAGAAUUGAAAAAGGGUAAGAAGUUGGCAGUUAAAUGGGAAAAAAGCGCCCUUGAUGGUAUUGGUACAUUAUCUCGUGCAGAAUUACAAAAAUUGGGUGGAAGUGGUAGACCAGGAGGCAAGAAUACAGAAGACGGUUCUUACUCGUAUCUCAUUGCUCAAAGGAGCCUUAACGAUGUUGAAAGCAUCUCCAGGAUUGAAAAUCUUCGAGAAUAUAGUAAUGACGAUAAUUCACCAAUUAAUCAAAAUGAUAUUAAUAAUUGGCCCAGGAUUAUAUCCCAACCAGACAAGUUAAAAAAAAAUGUUAGUUUAACGGUUUGCACUGGUGAAGGAAAUCACGAAAAAUGGCAAAUUCCAAAAUCAUUUGGAAAACAGGCAUAUCAUGAUGCUAGAAAAGCUCAAUUGGGUGAUUUAUGGGCAUUAGGUAGAAAGACUGCUAUUAAGAAGCAAUCAUUAAGCAAAGAAGCUAAGUCCAACUUGGAUACCUUAUACAAGACUCAAAAAAAGACGUUUGUAAAAGAACAAAAGAGGAAGGUAUGGAAAAAGAAGAGCGGUGUUAGCGAAAAUGAAUUUGAUGAUGGGUUUUUGGCUACUGAAAUGAUGGCUACGAUGUUGGAAAGGAGUAAGAAGUAUAGAAGUGUUGGUAAGAAGAUGGAUGUUGAUCCAGAUUCUUAUGAAGGAAAAUAG
Messenger RNA from Lodderomyces oxycetoniae, 2235 nucleotides. RefSeq names its product mitochondrial 37S ribosomal protein RSM22 (gene RSM22). The record is from RefSeq and is a predicted model, not a curated record. Gene Ontology annotation, biological process: translation. NCBI's taxonomy places the organism in Eukaryota, Fungi, Ascomycota, Pichiomycetes, Serinales, Debaryomycetaceae. The transcript has a single exon. Gene Ontology annotation, molecular function: methyltransferase activity; structural constituent of ribosome. Gene Ontology annotation, cellular component: mitochondrial small ribosomal subunit. Bases 1 to 2235 code for a protein of 744 amino acids.